Messenger RNA from Ornithodoros turicata, 693 nucleotides. RefSeq lists its product as uncharacterized. The record is from RefSeq and is a predicted model, not a curated record. Bases 1 to 693 code for a protein of 230 amino acids. The transcript has 4 exons. NCBI's taxonomy places the organism in Eukaryota, Metazoa, Arthropoda, Arachnida, Ixodida, Argasidae.
AUGUGGACGAGGCUCGACGCAAUUGGCGUUUCAGACCCUGGGGAACAGGCCAUCGACGAGCCAACGGCGAUGGUGCAGUUCCGCGAUGCUGACAACAAGGACAAAGGGCGUUAUGUCGUGGCCAUCAUGCUAAAGUCUCAAGGCCACUUGCCAAGCACGAAUCGGACAGUUGUCAAAACGCGGCUAAAGCGUCAGCUACAACGCUUCCUGACCCAACCCGGAGCACUUCUGGAGUACGACAGCAUCAUCAGGAUCUCACGUCGAGAAGCCGUCACCACGAAAGUUCGGGUCGUAUUCGAUGCGUCUUCUCAUGAGCUGGGGAGUCCUUCGCUCAACGACGUGCUGGACGAAGGAGUGAAGCUCGGGGCAAAGUUGUUGCAACUUCUGUUGCAGUUCAGAGGCAGCCCAAUAGUCCUCACCGCCGACAUACGUAAAGCGUUCCUGCAGAUCUGCAUCAGGCCGGAAGAGCGGAAUCGUUGCUUCAUGGAAUGGCUGCGUUUGAAUGUGGCACGGACUCCACUCCUCCUAUUUAAGCGGUACGAAGAUCACCGGUCGAGUCUCCGGCGCCGCCUUGCUCAUCGAGGCUACCGAGAGCUUUCCCCCGCGGUGCUACUUGGCCAUACUCAGCUCGCUGAAGUCACGUCUGCGCUGAUACGAUUCUUCCGGGAGUCUAAACUCCUGGGCAUCAUCUGA